Molecule: messenger RNA, 2570 nt
Organism: Dufourea novaeangliae
Lineage: Eukaryota; Metazoa; Arthropoda; Insecta; Hymenoptera; Halictidae
Exons: 7
Coding region: 150-2537 (795 amino acids)
Biological process (GO): regulation of transcription by RNA polymerase II
Cellular component (GO): nucleus
Molecular function (GO): DNA-binding transcription factor activity, RNA polymerase II-specific; sequence-specific DNA binding
Source: RefSeq, a predicted model, not a curated record
GCACAUAUACAUGUUCUGCGAAUACCAUUAUUAAUUGCACUAUUUCAGUUAUGAUGUUACGGAACUUUAUAGUUGUUAAAAGGGACUUCAUUUUGUCAAUGUAUGCAUUCAAGGUGUGAUAUCAGUUGACAAAAAAUACAGUACAAAAUAUGUUAUCCAUGAAUAAUGAUAAUGGUUAUAAGAAAAUGGUUUCUGAAGAAAUCAUACAGGCACCAUGUACAACAGACGAAAGCUCAACAGAGUUUAUGGUUUUGCCCAAAUAUGAACAUAUAGAAGAAUCAUUGGUCGUUGGCGAAGAAAUAGUUGUAGAUGAAAAUAUGGAUAUAAAUGAACAGAUCCCAGAAGAAGCUGUGUGUAAAUCUAAAGAAACAUCUGAAUAUUUUGACGAAAGUAUAAAUACAACAAUGCAUACUGAAUAUGUUGAUGAUUCUAUAUCAUUAUCACCAAAUAAUAUAGCCAAACAGAAAUGGUUUCAAAGUGGUACCGAUAAACAUAAUUCAUUGUUACUAGAACUAGAAGAAAGUGAGUCUGAAAUUGAUUGCAACAGAGCAGCAAGUGAUGAUCAAUACGAGGACGAAGAAACAAUAGCUACUUUUGUCACUGCUACUGGUCAGCAAUUAGCGCUAUAUGCAGUAGAAGAUUCAGAGGAAAUUUUUGCUGUAGCAAUGUACGAUGAGUCUGGUGAACCUCCAACAAGUUUUCAGUUUCUUAUGAAAGCAGAUGUCGAAAGAUUAAUAGGCGAAGGUGCUGUUAGAACUGUACGGAAACCAACUCAAAUAAAAAAGCAGUUAUUAACAACACAGCCACCAAUGUUCUUCUCCAAAAAUGAUUUGACAAAUGAUAUAACACUGCAUAAUGAAGAUAAGAUUGUGUCUAGUCAAAGUCAGAAGGUACGAAGGAAGGAUAAUGCAUGGGAGGAAAAUUCAACUUUGAUAGAAGAUUCUGAUUUGAAUCUAGACAUGAAACAAGUUCCUAACAUUAUAUAUGCAACUGAUGAGAAACAAUCAGAUGUAACAUAUUUAAUGAUGGACGAUUGUUCUGUAAAUGUUGAUAAUUCUGAUGAUUGUGAAGAAGAUUAUGAAAGUGAUAAUGAGAUUAUAGAACAGUCAACUGUACAGUAUAUUCUCUUUGAGGGCGAUCAAUCUGAUUCUGAAUUAACAUUUGACGAGAUUCAGACGACCCUUCAAAAUCUUAAAACUGCUGAAUCAAAAUCAUCCAGAAAGCAACCUAAUAAAAGAGUUGAUAAAGACCAAAAUAAUUUUGGAAAUAUUAAAAAAAUAGAGUACGAUCAUUCGGUACACCACAAUUCUAAUUGUAAUCACAUUUCGAAUACUUUAACAGAGAGAAAGUUAAAUUCCAUAGACAGUCAGAAAGAAUUCUUAGAAACAUUUACAAAUGCGACGAUGGACGGAAUAUCAAGCAAUACGAACUUAGAUCUUUCAAAUGGUUCUAUGGAAUGCGUAUCGCCUGAAUCAACACAGACACAAUAUAAAACUAAAAGAUCUCGUAAGCAACAACUAAUUUCUGUAAAUCGUGAAGAUUCGGAAAUAAUCAUACAACCGGCGUCUGUUCUAAGCGAAGAAGACAUUGCUGUUAAGAAAAGAGGGAAACGCAAAAAGUAUCAUCAAAGGAGCAAUGAAUCGAAACGAAUAAAAAAGAUCAAACGUAAAAAGGUCGAAGUUAUUGAAAUCGAUGUUGACGAGGAAGAAAGUAAAUCAAAAAGGGAUGUCGUUGAAAUAACCAUAGAUGAUAGUAAAGAUAAAUAUUCUAGCGACAAAGAGAAUGAAAUUAUCAUGGUACGAGAUUCCGAUGACGAAGUGGCGCAGUCAAAUUCGAAAAAAGUUUUACUGCAAUGCCAACACUGCUCGAGAAACUUCCGGCAACAAAGAGCUUUAGAAACUCAUUUACGAGUUUGUUCGAAGUCGCCCUCAAAUACAAUUCGGUUUAACGAACAGAAAAUAAAACAUACGAAUAGAACAACUGAGAACGCAGUUAAGAAACAGUAUGCUUGUAAAAUAUGCCAACAGAAAUUUGAUGUGGUUGUAGCGUUGGCUCGUCACGUGCGAUCAGACCACUACUCUCAAAGGAAGAAACGUAGAUUUAGUAAAUCAUCGGUCGAACGGUCAUCCAUGGAGGCUGAAGAGAAAAAAGAACCUGUUGAAUCGAAAAAACAGUUAACUAUGAUUAAAAAAGUUAAAAGGAAAAGAAGUCAACGACCGAAUUGUACCUGGGAAGUAAAAAAAUUAAGUUGCUCCGAUUGCGGUCGAUGGUUUCCAAGUGCUGCUUUGCUAAGAGCGCAUUGUUUGCAACAUGGAACAAAGAAAACUGAACAUGUAGAUGUACAGGUGCGUAGAUGUCAGAUAUGCCAAAAGCUAAUAAGAUCUAGGUUGCUCUUUGUGCAACAUUUGAAAAAGCAUAGAAGUAUGCAAAAAAGCACAAAGACCAUAGCAAAUAUUCAAAAAAAGUUACACACUACGAGAUCAGUGACGAGCAAGAUAACAACAUUAAGAAAACGGGGACGGCCACGAAAACUUUGAUUGCCUUAAAGGUUGACACAUAGAAUUUCUGUA